Thelazia callipaeda (thelaziosis nematode) is the source of this 1419-nucleotide messenger RNA. The record is from the annotation of a GenBank genome assembly. NCBI's taxonomy places the organism in Eukaryota, Metazoa, Nematoda, Chromadorea, Rhabditida, Thelaziidae.
AUGACGGAAGGGGCAGUUCUGGAUGAACCUUAUAAUGGGGAAGAGCACUAUGAAGAACCACUACCUCCACAUGACGAAGAAGGAGAAAUGACUGAUAGUCUAGUAGACUUACUUAUGAAUGGUAAUGAGCAAAACGUGGAACCAGAUGCAGUGGCAGCGCAGGUUGCUGGUGAUGAACUGCUGGCAGAUGAUGACGAAAGUGAUGAUGAGGUUGUAGUCACAAUUGGGCAGAUAAAACAAAAUAUACCAUUUUCUGCUGCGAAAACGGCUGCAAGUAACAUUGGUAAGCUUGAUAUGGAUGGAACUCCUUUAAUCAAUGGAGAGCCAAUAUAUGAUUUAGAUCUAGCACAGAUGGAGGAAAGACCUUGGCAAAAACCUGGUGCCGACAUAACUGACUAUUUCAAUUACGGAUUUUGUGAAGAGACAUGGAAUAUUUAUUGCGAGCGACAAAGGAAACUGAGAUCAGAGUAUGGGACACAAGCUGCCGUUAAUAAAGCUCUUUUCUCAAGCAUAAGCCUCAUUACUCCUGUUUCACAAAAUAACACUUCCACAAAUGGUCCACAAGUAAUUCCAAUUUUGGGACAGGAUAAGUCGUCAAUGGAUCUUAGUGGUUUUAAAUUAGAAACAAAUCAACAACAGCCCAUAAUGCGUACUGUAUUAACUGGUUCUGUACCGAGAGCGGUUGGUUCUGGCGGAACAUCUGGCACUUCUUUAUCAGUUUCGACAGUCAGUGUUUUGGAUGGUACGAGUGAUGGAGUUGUAGCACCACUGGCACCAGAUAAUUCAGUACCUCCUCCGACACCUGUCACUGCAUCGGGAACUCCAGAUUUUACCAAAGCUCCGCCAGACUUCUCAAAACCUCCACCAAUUAUUGAUAUACCCAAUGCCACUAAUAAGCAUGUUUUCAAAAAUUUUGAUCGCAACGCAUCGAUACCAACAGUUUCAGCUCUUACUAGUUUACCAGUUUCCACUAAUGAUGGUCCCCCUGGAGUAGAUGAACCAGCGCCGCCUGGUUCAUCAACACCACCACAAAGUUUCAAUGACAUGAGCGCACGGCACAUUUCUGCAGUUGAUAUGUCUAUACCUCCUCCUGGAUUUAAUCCAAUGUUACCGCCACCAGGAAUAGGUGCACCACCACCAGUGAGACUGGGGUUGCCUAAUACAAACAUACCUCCCCCUGGAUUUAGUAUCCCUCCGCCCAAUUUCCCGCAACCACCGCUCAGUUUCCCGCCACCAAGAUUUGGUGCGCCAGCAGCACCGCUGUCAAGACCUCCUCCACUCAUGUCUAGGCCAGCUUUCCCACCUCCUGGAUUAGAAAGGCGAGAAAUCAAAGAUAACGACAAAGAUCGAUCCGAUCGUGAUCGAGGCCGUGAAAGAGAUAGAGAUCGCGAUUCGGGUGACAGGUGCACUCUUAUUUGA